AUGGCCGUCCUCAGAUACAUCGCCCCGGCCCUCGCCGUGGCAGCUGGUGCAGCUGGUGAGUCAAUGGACAUCAAGAGCUGGUUCAAUGGCAUCCAUACUGAUACCACGCGCAGCACAGUCUUGCGGUAAUGGCGGAACAACCACCAUCCAGAGCAAUGCCGACGCGACGGGCCUUGCUAGCUGCAGGACAUACUCCGGCAGCAUCGCCAUCGCUACCGGCACCACCGACAACAUCCAAUUGAGCAACAUCCAAACCAUUACCGGCAGCUUGACCGCCAGCAAUGUCACCCAAAUGACCUCGCUCGCCGCCGACAGCCUGCAAGAGAUUGGCGACUCCUUCACCCUGACCUCGCUCACCAUUCUUUCCACCCUCAACUUCCCACAGCUCACCAAGGUUGACACCAUUGAGUGGACCGCGCUCCCUGCUCUCCAGGGCUUGUCCUUCUCCACUGGUGUGCAAGAUGUCAGCAUGCUCACCAUCGACAACACCCAACUGAACAACCUCAACGGCAUCAACUUGGAGGUCGUGGACACCAUGUACGUCGCCAACAACCCAUAUCUUACCUCGGUCAACAUGCAACUCGGCAACGUCACCAAGGCCCUGACCCUCGCUGCCAACGGACGCGACCUCGACGUUCAGUUCCCCAAUCUCAUGUGGGCAUACAACAUGUCGAUCAGGAACGCUUCGUCUGUCUCUAUCCCAUCGCUCGCUUCCGUCAACGGCUCUCUCGGCUUCUACAGCGAUGGCUUCGAGAACCUGACCGCACCAAACCUCACCAGCGUCGGCGGCCAGCUCUCGUUCGUCAGCUGCAACGCGGUCACCAACAUCAGCAUGCCAGAGCUCACCACCAUUGGCGGUGGUUUCCAGCUUGCCAAUAACACCCAGCUGGGACAGAUUGAUGGAUUCCCUGCCCUCAAGACUGUCGGUGGUGCCCUUGACUUCAACGGUGUCUUCACUGAGUAAGUUCCGGUUGCACCUUCCAACGUCAUGCAACAGCUAAUGAUUUUGUAGUGUGAGCCUACCCAAGCUCAGCGAUGUCCGCGGUGCUUUCAACCUGCAGUCUACCAAGAAUAUCGACAGUGCCUGCACUCACUUCUCCAGCCUCUCUGGCUCGAACAACGCCAUAAAGGGCGUAUUCACCUGUAAGGGAAGUUUGACCAACCCAGGCGGCACCGGCACUCUCCCAUCUGGCACCAACUCUGGUGGCUCAAGCACUUCCUCGGGCGCGGCCACACCAGUACUCAUUCCUGGUGUCACUGGCUUCCUCGGUGUUGUAGCGGCCAUUUUUGGUCUGUUGUGA
Lecanosticta acicola is the source of this 1301-nucleotide messenger RNA. NCBI's taxonomy places the organism in Eukaryota, Fungi, Ascomycota, Dothideomycetes, Mycosphaerellales, Mycosphaerellaceae. The record is from the annotation of a GenBank genome assembly.